CCAGGUGCGCCGGGGCCGCGGCGGGUCGGUGACCGCUCCGGGGGCGGCGCCCUCCUGCCGCAGCCGCAGUGGCCGGCGCUGCAGCGAGGAGCCAUGGGCAACAUCUCCUCCAACAUCUCGGCCUUCCAGUCUCUGCACAUCGUCAUGCUGGGCUUGGACUCCGCCGGCAAGACCACGGUGCUCUACCGGCUCAAGUUCAAUGAGUUCGUGAACACCGUGCCCACCAUCGGCUUCAACACCGAGAAGAUCAAGCUCAGCAAUGGCACCGCCAAGGGCAUCAGCUGCCACUUCUGGGACGUGGGCGGCCAGGAGAAGCUGCGGCCGCUGUGGAAGUCUUACAGCCGCUGCACGGACGGCAUCAUCUACGUGGUGGACUCGGUGGACGUGGACCGGCUGGAGGAGGCCAAGACGGAGCUGCACAAGGUGACCAAGUUCGCCGAGAACCAGGGCACGCCGCUGCUGGUCAUCGCCAACAAGCAGGACCUGCCCAAGUCGCUGCCGGUGGCGGAGAUCGAGAAGCAGCUGGCCUUGCACGAGCUCAUCCCGGCCACCACCUACCACGUCCAGCCGGCGUGCGCCAUCAUCGGCGAGGGCCUCACCGAGGGCAUGGACAAGCUCUACGAGAUGAUCCUGAAACGCAGGAAAUCCCUCAAGCAGAAGAAGAAGCGGUAAUGCGCCCGAGGCUGCGAGCGGGAGCGAGGCGGAGCGAGCCAGCCGGGGAGUGAAUGAAUGGAUGGAUCGUGGGAGAGCGAGAACCCGCGCCCGCGAACAAAGAGCGAACCAAAGCGAAGCUUCGAUUUUUUUAAGAACGCAAUCUCCAAACCCAGAUGCAGGACUUGGGGGACUUAACCCGGGUGCGGAGGCUGCUUGACCAUCCUGCUGUCCCCCUGCCGCACCCCCCCCACCCCAGUCUCCGGGGACCUUUUGUCUAAACGCUGGGGUGGGAGGGGGACCCUUGGGGAACGGGGGUGCAGACGCGAGGGUCCUGCUGUGCCCCCUCUGGCCCCAGGUGGAAGGCUCGGAUGUCAGAGAGACAAAAGCGAUUUCUUCUUGCUUCAGAAGUUCGACUACCCUGCCCCGCUGGGGUGGGGGGGAUCACGAAUGAGUUCCCUGAGGUAUGCAGGUCCCAGAACCCUGGGGGGUAACCAUCGUGGGUGCGGAUAGGCACUGGGGGUGGGGCGACCGCUUCUUGCACUCCAGGGCUGUGGAAGCUGAAUGAUUUUAUAUCACAGGGCAGGCCCCUGUUGAAAUUUCAUUUGUCUUUCUCUGGGCCCAAAGGAGGUGGUGGUUGGGGCCAUCCAGAAGACUGCCUGGGAGCAAACGGCAGCCGGAGGCCCCGGGCGCACUGUGCUACUGGCCCUGGCUGGGAAUGGCCUGGAAGACGCCCCUUUCCAGGGGGGGGCGGUGACUUGAAGACCGGUUUUGUUGAGAACUGCUUUUCAGCCUGGAAUGAGACCUCUUCCAGACGGCCUGGGCCUUAUCCUGUCCAUGUGUAGGUCAUUACCGAAUAAAGAGCCCAAUAAAAGAAAACCAGAAAGCUGUUGGAGGUGGUGGCAGAACAGGUGUUUAAAGGGGAAGGUUUUUGGCAUUAAUGGUGUGCGUGUGCGUGUGUGUAUACAGGGACCUCCCUCCAUACUGUAUAGUCAGCAUAAAUACUAGACCCAUAUGUGUGGAAUUUUAAAUUCUCUUAGCCUACUGAUUGGUUUGAAUGAGCAUACCAGCUUACAGAUGUGUGCUGAAUUGCAAAAUGGUAUUCUUGCAAGGGCUGUCUGGUAAUACCGCGUGGUGAUGGUUUUCAGACAUGUUUUAAGAACACUUUAACAAAUGAAUAUUCACCUUAGAAAUAUUCACCUUAGGAAAAGACAGCUUUGCCCUUUUCAUGUCCCUUGACACAGCAAGGGGCGACAUGUUCAGAUUUCUGAGUUGGUUCAUUGUGACCUAUCCGCUUUUGGUAUUUCAUUCAAAAUGUCUUGUUAGAGUAUUUGAUGUCAUGCACCAGAAAAUAAAACCCCACCUUGUUGCAAAAGCUGACCUCGUUUGCAUGGAUUUAAAGCAGAGGGAAAGCCUGCAGGAUGAAGUCCUUUGGAAUUCAUCCUUGUGGGAACCGGAGCCAGCUAGCACUUUGGGCAAACGCAAACAAUAAGUGCUUGAGAUCAAAGGAAGCUAGCGAGUGACGUCAUGCUCACCAGAACUCAGGCACUUCACAGUUUACUUGAAAGAGGCUUUGGAAAAUAGAUAAAGUGAAAGACAAAUACAUAUUUUUAAUAAUGUAAUUUAAAAAAUAUCCUUUAUAAUUGGUACUGAGUCUUGGCUUGUAGAAUCUGUCAUUUAUCCAGAAACACAGUAUCAAAAGAGAAAUUAACAACUGUUUGGUUUUUUGUUAUUGUUGUAUUUUUAAUUUCCUCUCUGAAUCACCAUGUUUUCAGGUAGAAUUUCAGUACCCUCAAUGAUACCACAUUGCUUUGCAGAGGAGGCCACGGCCAGGAGUGAGCAGAGUUGGCCAUGAUCUGAGCCCAUCGCUUUUGUCCUUCAUACCUAGGAGUCUACUUAAGAGCCAGAGGCAGAAAGCCUGACUUGCUGCUUGAAACCCAAUCCUGGUUUUUUUAAAGCCAGGCUCUAGCACCUAUGCUCUGCUCCUUUCCCUCGCCUGUGUUUGGUAGCCCUCCAAUGCUGAUCUUUUUGUAGAUGCUCAGUAGAGAAAGUAGAGCUAAGCAGGGACAAGGAGCCUGCGACAUCUGUCUGCUCAGCGAUAGCGGAUUCACGUACUUCUCCAUGGGCUGGUCCCAUGGUCUGAAGAUUCUGUAUAGGAUUAUUUUAAAAAAUCCAUCUUCCUUUAUUUUCUUCACACUUUCUUAAGCACUUUGACAUUUUGGUAGUUCCACACUAUUGAAAGAGUAAUAUAUUUAUUUUGUGACAUGCAGAUGCCAAAUACUGUAACCCUCCCGUGUUGACAAUGCCUGAGUUCCAGGUCACUUCAACCAUAGUUUGGGAUGGUUUUGUGUUUUCUUUUCCAUUAUCAAUACUUAAGGGUGCAGUUGACUGUUAAUAGUUGUGCAGUAAAAGUCAAGCCCUUGUGGUGUAUCAGCAAAUAGUCCCAGCUGAUUUCUGUACUGUUUGACCUACUACCAACCCAUUUCAUCUGUGACAAGAGCGAACCCAGAGAAAAUCACCAUGGAGUGGUGCCCAAGGGGGUCACCAUAACAUGCCAGCAGGGACUGGUGAUACCUCUGCCCUUUGGGUUCCUAUAGAUGAAUUUGGCCUCCCCAAGUGAGGUUCGAGAUGGUUUCUGAUAGACACAGGGAGGCCGGUUUUGUCUUAGAACAAUUCUCUUCACAAACUCUGUUGUGGUGUUGGGACCGUGUCCCCUGGCUUCGGUUUUCUGUUCUGCUGUAAUUCUGUCUCAGUCACUCUCCUUGUUUCCAUUCCCUUUUAUAAUGCAUAUAUGAUGCUGUGAACAGAAAUAAACUAUUUAUACAAUCAAA
Molecule: messenger RNA, 3482 nt
Organism: Nannospalax galili (Upper Galilee mountains blind mole rat)
Lineage: Eukaryota; Metazoa; Chordata; Mammalia; Rodentia; Spalacidae
Gene: Arl4c
Product: ADP ribosylation factor like GTPase 4C
Exons: 1
Coding region: 94-672 (192 amino acids)
Biological process (GO): intracellular protein transport; endocytic recycling
Cellular component (GO): cytoplasm
Molecular function (GO): GTP binding; GTPase activity
Source: RefSeq, a predicted model, not a curated record